UGUUUGAAGAGGUUUGGCUGUUUGUGAUGAGUUGAGGAUUGGUUAACAUAGAUUUAAUGAAAACCACACAAAAAAAGAGCAAGAUAUUAAUUAUGAUUAAUGAGUGAGGUAGCACUAGCACUAGCACUAGCACUAGGAAGCAGUAAAGUGAAGAUGGGGCUAGCAACAGCAAGAGCAACUGUAAGCAUUUGUGGUGCUGCUGCUGCUGCAUCACCAUCAAGCAUUGCAAAGCCUCUCCAUCCUCGUUCUCACUGCCAUUUCCUUCCAACCUCUCUUUUCUCCUCCUUUUGUUUUCAGAAAAAAAGCAAAUUGAUUCUUCAAAAUUCAGUUCAAGAUACUGCAGGCUCAAAAGUAUCAUGUAGUUUACUGAAUGUGGAAAGUGUGAUAGAUGAUGAUGCAUGUGAAUUAGUCAGUGGAGAGGAGCUUUCGUUAGAGGAUGGCGAUGAUAAUGUUCAUGCUUAUCUUUUCAAGGCAGUAAAAAAUAACAAUGGAAUUGGCCUAUUGCUUCUUUCUGAUGUUUAUGGGUUUGAGGACUCCUCCACAAGAGAUUUUGCAUAUCGAGUAGCUUGCAAUGGUUUCAACAUUCUACUUCCAGACUUAUUUCGUGGAAAUCCAUGGACAAAGGACCAGCCAAACACUCAGUUUGAACAAUGGAUUACUGGACAUAACCCUGAGAGGAUUGCAAAAGACAUUACCGCGUGGACAGAGUGGCUGGCAGAUGAAUUCAUGACUGAAGGAGUUUCCAGAAAACUUGGCAUAAUUGGUUUUUGCUUUGGAGGAGGCAAAGUGUUAGAGGUCCUAGCCCAAGACCAAGAUGCUUGCUUCGGCACUGGAAUCUCCUUUUAUGGUACAAGGAUAGAUUCGCUUGUUGCUUCUGAUGUAAAAGUUCCCGUCUUGUUUAUUUUAGGGGACAAUGACCCAAUUUGUGCUGUAAGUGAAAUAAAAAAUAUUCAGACUACAAUUGAUAGUGGCUCCAAAGUAGUGAUAUUCCCUGGUAGAGGUCAUGGAUUUGCCCACCGACCUGAAUCUGUGGAAGAAGACAAGGAUGCUGAACAAGCCUACGUAAUUAUGAGAGACUGGAUACAUGAACAUUUGGUGUAAAAAUGAAAUGCUUUCAGACUAUAUAAAUAAUGGUGUCAGCACUUGCGUUUUAACAUGCAUAUGAUUUUUGUGUUUGUAGAA
This is a messenger RNA of Medicago truncatula (barrel medic), 1182 nucleotides long. Its product is annotated as carboxymethylenebutenolidase homolog. The transcript has 3 exons. Gene Ontology annotation, molecular function: hydrolase activity. Gene Ontology annotation, cellular component: chloroplast. The record is from RefSeq and is a predicted model, not a curated record. NCBI's taxonomy places the organism in Eukaryota, Viridiplantae, Streptophyta, Magnoliopsida, Fabales, Fabaceae. Bases 100 to 1101 code for a protein of 333 amino acids.